Molecule: messenger RNA, 618 nt
Organism: Magnolia sinica
Lineage: Eukaryota; Viridiplantae; Streptophyta; Magnoliopsida; Magnoliales; Magnoliaceae
Exons: 3
Coding region: 1-618 (205 amino acids)
Source: RefSeq, a predicted model, not a curated record
AUGGGUUCAACGAUGGUUUUGGCGGUGGAUUCCAGUCCAUUUACCUACAGAUUGGCUGUCUUGGAGCACGGACGAGUAUCAACUCUCGAUCUCGGCCCUAGAUGGAACCUCCUUGCUGGCGGAUGGGACUUGCUGGUUCCUGUUUUCUUGAUUUCUGGUAAAUAUUACUUAGUAGAUGCUGGUUUUGCGAAUGCGCCGGGCUUUUUAACACCAUUCCGUGGCAUUCGGUAUCAUCUAAAAGAAUUUAGGCAAGGUUGUCAACCUAGGACAAAGGAAGAGUUGUUUAAUCUUUGUCAUUCCUCAUUGCGGAAUGCUAUAGAACGCGCUUUUGGAGUAUUGAAGACACGAUUUCCCAUAUUGAAGAUUGCUUCAGGCUAUCCUUUAAAUACACAAGUCAAUAUAGUCGCUGCAUGUUGUAUCCUACAUAAUCAUAUUACCAAUGAAAAACGUGAUCAAGAGCUUGAUUUUGAAAAUAACAAUGAUAUCGGUGAUGGUGAAGAUGAAAGUGAGAUGCAUGAAGAUGAAGGUAAUGAGAGUAGUGAAGAGGAGAAUGAAUGCGACUUCCGAAAUGAAUCUGCGGUUGCUAGGACGGAAAAACAAAGAUGGAGGGAAUUUUGA